Spinacia oleracea (spinach) is the source of this 516-nucleotide messenger RNA. RefSeq lists its product as uncharacterized. The transcript is spliced from 2 exons. The record is from RefSeq and is a predicted model, not a curated record. Bases 1 to 516 code for a protein of 171 amino acids. NCBI's taxonomy places the organism in Eukaryota, Viridiplantae, Streptophyta, Magnoliopsida, Caryophyllales, Amaranthaceae.
AUGGAAGGAAGAAAUGUCAAACCAAGUUGUUUACUGAAGGUGGAUAUGCAGAAGGCAUAUGAUACUGUUAACUGGAGUUUUCUUCAGGAAAUGCUGGAGCAAUUGGGGUUUCCUCAAAAGUUUGUUCAUCUGGUAAUGGAGUGUGUUACUACCCCUAAAUUUUCCUUAAUGAUCAAUGGCUCUAUGCAUGGCUUUUUCAAAUCCAGUAGGGGGUUGAGACAGGAUGACUUGAUCCUAUGUUGCAAAGGAGAUUAUCCUUCUAUCUAUCUCUUGCUGCAAGCUUUUAGGCUGUUUUCUGAUUCCUCUGGUUUGGUUUCCAAUAAGCAGAAAUCUUCAAUUUUUUGUCAUGGCAUCCAGGACAGGGAUGUAACUAGAGUGGUGGAAGCUUCUGGUUUUGCCAGGAGUUCCUUGCCAUUCAAAUACCUUGGUGUUCCCAUUUGUUCCAAAAGAAUCACAGCUGCUCAAUGUGGUGUGUUAGUAGACAAGAUGAUAGCAAGAAUUAGUGUGGAGCACUAG